AUGGAGGCGCCGGAAGGCGGCGGUGGCGCGGCCGAGCUCGGCGCCCAGGGCCCUUCCCCUGCGCCCGGCAAGGCCUCCGGCGGCGCCGGCCACUACGAGCUGCCGUGGGUUGAAAAGUAUAGACCAGUAAAGCUGAAUGAAAUUGUCGGAAAUGAAGACACUGUGAGCAGGCUGCAGGUCUUUGCAAGAGAAGGGAAUGUGCCCAACAUUAUAAUUGCUGGGCCCCCAGGAACUGGGAAAACUACAAGCAUCCUGUGUUUGGCACGAGCCUUGCUGGGCCCGGCACUUAAAGAUGCCGUCCUGGAACUCAAUGCUUCCAAUGACAGGGGCAUUGACGUUGUGAGGAAUAAAAUCAAAAUGUUUGCCCAGCAGAAGGUCACCCUUCCCAGAGGUCGGCAUAAGAUCAUCAUCCUGGAUGAAGCAGACAGCAUGACUGAUGGUGCCCAGCAAGCCUUGCGGAGAACCAUGGAAAUCUACUCCAAAACAACGCGCUUUGCUCUUGCAUGUAAUGCUUCGGAUAAAAUCAUAGAGCCCAUUCAGUCCCGGUGUGCAGUGCUCCGCUACACAAAGCUGACAGAUGCACAGAUCCUGGCGAGGCUAAUGGAUGUUAUUGAGAAGGAGAAAGUGCAGUGCACUGACGACGGCCUGGAAGCCAUCAUCUUCACUGCCCAGGGGGACAUGAGGCAGGCGUUGAACAACUUGCAGUCCACUUUCUCGGGAUUUGGCUUUAUCAACAGUGAGAAUGUGUUCAAGGUCUGCGACGAGCCCCACCCCUUGCUGGUGAAGGAGAUGAUCCAGCGGUGUGUGAAUGCCGACAUCGACGAAGCCUACAAGAUUCUUGCUCACCUGUGGCAUCUCGGCUAUUCAUCAGAAGACAUCAUUGGUAACAUUUUUCGAGUGUGUAAAACCUUCCAAAUGGCAGAAUACUUGAAACUGGAGUUUAUUAAGACCUGGCACCUGGAAGAUGCUCAGUGUUCCUGACUGCAGUGGAAGUGGGGGUUGGCCGGCUGUCCGAGGGCCCGGAGUUUGUUUAAGCCAGCUCUGCCAGUCAGUGGCCUGAGUGUUCCAUAGGGCUUUUUAAAAAUAUUUUUAUUUUUAUUUAGGUCAGGCUAAUUGAGGUAUAGUUUAAUUGCUUAUAGGUACGUUAUGCUGACAAACGUGUUCUAGUUAUAUAAGCACUACCGCAAUCAAGAUAAAAAAGUUCUGUUUUCCCAAGAAAAUUUAUUGGGACCCUUUGUGAUCAACUCUUUUCCUUAGCCCCUGGAAACCACUGAUCUAUUUUCUGUCCCUAUAAUUUUGGACACAGAAUUUUUGAGAAUGCAUAAAACGGAAUCAUGCGGAAUGUAGCCUUUUGAGUCUGGUGUCUUUAACUUAGUGUAAUGCAUUUCAGAUUUGUUCACGUUACAUGUAUCAGUGGUUGGUUCUUCUUUAUUGCUGAGUAGUAUUCCACUGUAUGGAUGUGCUACAGUUUUUCUGUUCACCAGUUGAAGGACACUUGGGUUUCCAGGUCUUGGUGAUUAUCGGUAAAGCUACUACAAACAUUUGCAUACAGGAACUAGGGUGAAUGUGAACAUAAGUUUUCAUUUUCCUUGGGUAAAUUCCCAGGAAUGAGAAUGCUAAGUGUUCCCUUUUACUCUUGUGAACCUCCCGGCAUCUUCCUUUGUCUUGUCAUGUUGUGCUGACAUCCUCCUCAUCGUGUAUGGCCUUUCCCUUCACCCAGGUGAAUGCCUGUCGACUGUCUAGUCGGUGAUUUCCCUCCCUCUCCUCUCAUCCCUGGUAACCGUCAGAGAACGUCUAUUUCUGUGUGUAAGCCUUUUCUUGACUUUUUAUAAUAGUGGUCUCGUACAACGUUUGUCGUUUUGUGAUUGAUUUAUUUCACUCAGCAUAAUGCCCUCCAGGUUCAUCCAUAUUGUGAGAUGUUUCACGGUUGCGUAGUAUUCCAUUGUGUGUAUAUACCAUGGUUUGUUUAUCCAUUCGUCUGUUGGUGGGCACCUAGGCAUUUCCAUCUUUUUGCUGUUGUGAACAUUGCUGCAAUGAACAUGGGUGUGUACGUAUCCAGGUCACGGCUCUUAUUUCUCUAGGAUAUAUACCUAGUAGUGGGAUUGCUGGAGCCCUGGUGGUGCAGUGGUUAAGCGCUCAGCUGCUAAACAAAAGGUUGGCAGUUUGAAUCUGUCAGCUGCUCCCUGGAAACCCUAUGGGGGCAGUUCUGCUCUGUCCUGUAAGGUCGUUAUGAGUCAAAAUCGACUUGAUGGCAGUGGGCUUUUAGUGGGAUUGCUGGAUUGUAAGGUGUCUCUAUUUCUGACUUUCUAAGGAAGUGCCAUGCAGUUUUCCACAGUGGUUGGACCAUUUCACUCUCCCACCGGCAGUGUAUGAGACUUACCUCCCUGCACCCUCACCAGCAUUUUUUCUUUCUUGGGUCAUUUCCAUCAUUACCAGGGUGAGGUGAUACCUCAUCGUUGUCUUGAUUUGCAUCUCUCUAACGGCUAAUGAUUGCAAGCAUCUCUUCGUGUGAUUGUUGGCUACCUGAGUGUCCUCUUUGGUGAAGUGUCUGUCCGUGUCCUUUGCCCACUUCUUAACUGGAUUGUUUUUCUUUUUGUUGUCGAGGCGGUGAAGUUUUCUUUACAUUUUAGAGAUUAGUCCCUUGUCAGAUAUGUUGCCAAAAAUGUUUUCCCAGUCGGUAGGUUCUCUUUUGGAGAAGAGGCCUUUUGAUGUACAUGAAUGUUUGAUUUUCAGGAGGUCCCAGUCUAGUGCUUUGUCUUGUGCUGUGUGUGUAUUUUUUGUUAUAUUUGAUAGUCUAUUUAUGCCAUAAAUUGGGGCCCCUAGGUUUGCCCCUAUUUUUUCUUCCAUAGUCUUUAUAGUUUUAGGUUUUACAUUUAGGUCUUUGAUCUAUCUUGAGUUAGUUUUUGUGUAUGGUGUGAGGUAUGGAUCCUGUUUGAUUUUUCUGCAAAUGGACAUCCAGUUGUGCCAGAACCAUUUGUUACAGAGACUGUCUCUUCCCUCCUUAGUGGAUUUCAGCUCUUUGUUGAAGACCAGCUGUCCAUAGGUAGAUGGAUUUAUUUCUGUGUUGUCAGUCGUUCCUUUUUUAAAGUUUUAUUUAUUUUAUUGUUGUUUGAGAAUAUACAUAGCAAAACAUACACCAAUUCAACCAUUUCUACAUGUAUAAUUUAGUGAAAUUGAUUACAUUCUUCAAGUUGUACAACCAUUUCCUCACUCUCCUUUUCUGAGUUGUUCCUCCCCUACUAACAUAAACGCACUGCCCCUGAGGUUCUGGUCUAAUCUUUUGAGUUGCUCUUGUCCAUUUGAUCCCAUACAGAUAGUUCUUAAAAGAGCAUGAUGCUCAAGGCAGACAUUUUUUACCAGUUAAGCUAAAGUGUUAUUUGGUUUUAAGAUGGCUUCAGGGGAUAUUUUUGUUUUAAGCUUUAAAGAUUAUCUCAGGGCAAUAGUUUCAGGGGUUCAUCCAGCCCCUGUGGCUCCAAGAAGUCUGGAACUUCAUUCCUUUUCAUUGUUGAAUAGUAUCCCAUUGUACGGGUGUACCACCUUUUGUUUAUCUAUUGGUGGACAUUUGUGUUGUUUCUAUUUUUCUGCUAUUGUGAAUAACGCAGCUGUGAGCAUUCAUUUAUAAGUUUUUGUGUGGAUGUGAUGUUUUCAGUUCCCUUGGGAAUACACCUAGGAGUGGAAUUGCUAGGUCAUAUGGUAAUUCUGUGUUUAGCUUUCUGAGGAAUCACCAGGCUGUUCCACAGUGGCUGUGCUAUGUUUGCAUUCCCGCCAGCGGUCCUCCUGGUGUGAAGUGGUGUCUCAUUGUGAUUCUUCGAUUUGCAUCUCCCUAACGACUGAUGAUGUUGAACACGUUCUCAUGUGCGUAUUGGCCAUUUGUAUAUCUUCUUUGGAGAAAUAUCUUUUCAAAUCCUUUAUCCAUUUUUUAAUUGGGUUGUUUAUCUUUUUAUUGUUAUUACUGAGUUUUAUUUUUCUGGUGUUUUCAUUUUACUGUCUUGUAAUUUCUCCAUCUUUUUGUGCACGUUGUCCACUAGAACCUUAAGAUAUUAAUCAUGUUGUUGUCAGGUGCCGUUGAGUCACUUCCGACUCCUAGAGAGACCCUGUGCACAUAGAACGAAACACUGCCCUGUCCUGCGCCAUCCUCCCAGUUGUUGGCUACGCGUGAGCCCAUUGUUGCAGCCACUGUGUCAGUCCAUCUUGUUGAGGUUCUUCCUCCUUUUUACUAACCCUCUACUAAAACAAGCAUGAUGUUCUUCUCCAGGGACUGAUCCCUCCUGGUAACAUGUCCAAAGUAUGUGAGACGAAAUCGUAGUUGCUUUAAAUUCCCAGUCUGAUAACUCUGAUGUCCGAGUUCUGUCUCAUCAGGUUCUGCUGAUUGCUUUGUCUCUGGAUAGUGGGUUGUUUUUCUUGCUUUUUUGUGGGUUUUGUAAUUUCUAUUGAAUGCCAGACAUUGUGUAGGACAUUAAAAAACUGACCUAAAUCGUGUUUACGCCUGAAAGUGGGCACACCUUUUCUUCUGCUGGGCGUUGUGUGGGGUUUGAGUCAGUCUUGUCAGGAGUUGACCUGCGUUUGAGUUUCUGGUUGUUAGGACUACCUCCAUUGUACCACCGCCUUCAGCUUUAUUGUUACC
Molecule: messenger RNA, 4624 nt
Organism: Loxodonta africana (African savanna elephant)
Lineage: Eukaryota; Metazoa; Chordata; Mammalia; Proboscidea; Elephantidae
Gene: RFC2
Product: replication factor C subunit 2
Exons: 11
Coding region: 1-981 (326 amino acids)
Biological process (GO): DNA-templated DNA replication; DNA repair
Cellular component (GO): DNA replication factor C complex; nucleus
Molecular function (GO): ATP binding; DNA clamp loader activity; ATP hydrolysis activity
Source: RefSeq, a predicted model, not a curated record